CUUUACUCGUAAAUUUCCAAGAACAUCCGCUCUGGGUUUGAAUUCAUUUUCUCUCUCUUCCAAAAUCUGUCGAACUCCCGCAUCCUCCUCCUCUUAAAACCCCAACGACAAAAGCAGCAUCUCUAAUCGGCGGCGCCUCCGCUAACCUCCUCUCCUUCACUACUACUGCUGCUGCUUUUCUCGAUAUUUUUUGGUGGUGAGAAACAAUGACAACUGCAGCUAGACCUACAUGGGCACCUGCUAAGGGUGGAAAUGAGCAAGGUGGUACAAGGAUUUUUGGCCCAUCUCAAAAGUAUUCUUCCAGGGAUCUUGCAGCUCAUACAAAUCUUAAGCCAAGGAAGGAUGGGCAAGACACCCAGGAGGAACUUGAGAAGAGGGACCUUCGUGAAGAACUUGAAGAGCGUGAGCGGAGACAUUUUUCAUCAAAAGAUAAAUCUUACGGUGAGGAUAGAGAUCGUAGAAAGGGCGGCCAUCUUCUCCUGGAAGGAUCAAGGAGGGACGCUGAAGAACGUAUUGUUCCUAGAAGUGUAGAUGCUGAUGAUUCUGAUGUGGAUGUGAAAAGUGAUGAUGAAAGUGAUGAUGAUGAUGACGAGGAUGAUACUGAAGCUCUUUUAGCGGAGCUUGAACAAAUAAAGAAGGAAAGAGCUGACGAGAGGUUGCGGAAGGAACGAGAACAACAAGAGGAAGAAUUGAAAAGCAAAGAAGCAGAACUUAUGAGGGGAAACCCUCUAAUUAACAUCAACGCUCCAACCAACUUCAAUGUUAAAAGAAGGUGGGAUGAUGAUGUUGUGUUCAAGAAUCAAGCACGUGGUGAGACAAAAUUGGCUAAACGCUUCAUCAAUGAUACCAUCAGGAGUGAUUUCCACAGGAAGUUUUUACACAAGUACAUGAAGUAAAUUGUGGGUCAAUUCAUAAUGCAGCAUUUGUUUGUGUCAAAGUGACUUGGCCAUUUAAAUUUUAGUUCCCUGCAUUUUAAGAGUCGAAUGGGAAAUGGCUAUUGAUGUACUUGUAUUAUCUUUUGGAGACUAACAAAUGAACUCUAUUGAGAAUUUACUAGUACGUAUGUAUAUUUACUUUCGCCUGCUUGAUAGAAUAUUUUGUUUCUGCCUCUCA
This is a messenger RNA of Spinacia oleracea (spinach), 1113 nucleotides long. RefSeq lists its product as uncharacterized. NCBI's taxonomy places the organism in Eukaryota, Viridiplantae, Streptophyta, Magnoliopsida, Caryophyllales, Amaranthaceae. The coding region runs from base 207 to 896 and encodes 229 amino acids. Gene Ontology annotation, cellular component: catalytic step 2 spliceosome. Gene Ontology annotation, molecular function: RNA binding. Gene Ontology annotation, biological process: mRNA cis splicing, via spliceosome. The transcript has 8 exons. The record is from RefSeq and is a predicted model, not a curated record.